This is a messenger RNA of Corylus avellana, 1690 nucleotides long. Its product is annotated as SNARE associated Golgi protein family. Gene Ontology annotation, cellular component: endoplasmic reticulum. The record is from RefSeq and is a predicted model, not a curated record. Gene Ontology annotation, biological process: autophagosome assembly. Lineage: Eukaryota; Viridiplantae; Streptophyta; Magnoliopsida; Fagales; Betulaceae.
GAAUUAAAUAGAAAAAGAACAUAUUAAUAAAUUAAAAUAUAAUUAAACCUCUCUCCCUCUUUCUUCUCUCCAAAGCGCAUUGCUAGUAGUCGCUGCUCCGAAAUUUCGUUCGCGAUCCGCCAUUACAAUUUCUCUCUCUCUUUCUCUCUCUCUCUCGCUCACCUGUAACUCGCACGCAGCCAAACAGUACCAAAAUUAGGGUUUUCUUUUUUGUUUUUCUUCUAGUAGUGAAAUUGCAACAUAUGACGCUGAUUUGAUUGAUGUGGUUCACCGGUUUUUCUCACGCCCAAACCUCACAGUCCUCCUCUCAGCCUACGUUGGUGCGGUUCGUGCAAUUCGGAGGGCUGCGGUGAGGACGUCAAUGGCAGCUCCUCGAAAUCUGAUAGGCGAGAGUGGGAGGUUGCUGAGGGACGAAGAGAGCGCGGUGGCGAAGGAGGACGACGAUUCGCCCACCGGAAAGAGGCCCAAAUUGGAGAGGUUCCCCUUCACUCGAUGGGAGUUAGCCGGCGCUUUCGGUGUCUUCUUCGUCUUCUCUGCCGGCCUCUUCUGCAUCUACUCCACCAUGCCCGCCGCCGACUUCCGCAAGCUCAAGCUGCCUCGCACGCUUUCCGAUCUCCGUUUACUCAAAGAUCAUCUGGCAUCAUAUGCUAAAGAUUACCCAGCUCAAUUCAUUCUGGGUUACUGCUCCACUUACAUCUUCAUGCAGACAUUUAUGAUUCCUGGAACAAUUUUCAUGUCUUUGCUAGCUGGAGCUCUUUUUGGUGUUAUCAGAGGCCUUCUCUUAGUUGUUUUUAAUGCUACAGCUGGAGCAUCAUCCUGCUUCUUUUUGUCUAAGUUAAUUGGCAGGCCUUUAGUCAGUUGGUUGUGGCCUGAAAAGUUGAGAUUUUUCCAAGCAGAGAUUGCUAAGCGCAGAGAUAAGCUGCUGAAUUACAUGCUUUUUCUGAGGAUAACUCCAUCAUUACCCAACCUAUUCAUUAAUUUGGCAUCUCCUAUUGUUGAUAUACCGUUCCACAUUUUCUUUUUUGCUACUUUGAUUGGUCUUAUUCCAGCAUCCUAUAUCACAGUCAGAGCUGGCCUUGCUCUUGGGGAUCUCAAGUCAGUCAAGGAUCUAUAUGAUUUCAAAACUUUGUCUGUUCUUUUUCUAAUUGGUUUUGUCUCCAUUUGCCCUACCCUUCUGAAGAAGAAGAAAAUCUAUGAAUGAAGGUUCCAUUAACCAGGCCCUUUGCAUUGUCUGAUCGAGGUUUGAAGAGGAAGCAAACCUGAGAAUAUUGGUGGAGCCCCUCCCAUCUUCCCGUUGAAGGCAGCUUACUCAGUGUCUAGAUUAAAUUGUGAACACUCUAGCAAUGAAUUAUGAUUCAAUAACUUAUUAAUUGAAUGUUAAAUGAAACUGGAAUAUGGCAUAGGCUCCCCAGUCCUUUUUUUUCCCACUGAAUUAGUCAUUGUGGAGUCAUUUGAGGUAUGGAAAGAUGUGCAAAAUGGUGUUAUAAUGCUUGUGCACAUCUAAUUUCCACCAAAGAUAGGAAUUGACAUGGCCUUGUAGCAUUGGUCUACUUUUCUAUAACAAAUACUAAAGCUUACAGUUAGUCAAUCAAACAGUUGAAUGUGAAGUGGAAUUGCCACUUAAAAUUUCUGGAAUGGAUCUUCGGUUUACUUUUUAUUUAAUUAUUGGGGAACUAUAUUUACUCUUUAA